CGUAGACUCUGGACGUGUCUAUCGGUACAUCAAUCCUUCCUGCUCCAUCACCACUACCACCACGUCUUUCAAGCUUCACCAUGGCAUGGCCUCUCUCCAUGCACCAGAUACCUCCCACCGCAGACUUGGUACAGGCUAGCACGCUUUCGUUCACCAUUCCAAGUGCCAUUCCCCAAACUGCCUUCCCAGGAGAAAGUCAUGACGACGACGAUAUCUUGAAUUCAGGGCUUGAUGACGACUUUUCAGACUAUGCGGAGGAGCUCGCGAGCGAUACCACAUCAUUGAAUUCCGAAAUAACAACGUAUCGCUAUGAGAAUGGACGACGAUACCAUGCAUACAAGGACGGAGCUUAUUGGGCCCCGAAUGAUGAUCAACAGAAUACACAGCUAGAUAUCGCCCACCACAUGUUUACAUUAUUGCUGGAUGGCAGGUUACAUUUAGCGCCCACCGGGAAUAGCAUUCAGAGAGCACUUGACAUUGGCACCGGUACUGGUAUUUGGGCCAUUGAUUUCGCGGAUGAACACCCCUCUGCCGAAGUCAUCGGUACGGAUCUGUCGCCCAUCCAGCCAAGCUUCAUCCCCCCUAACUUGCAAUUCGUGAUUGAUGAUGCGUCGGAGGAUUGGAUCUAUCCUGCGAACUACUUCGAUCUGAUUCAUACCCGUACUUUGUACGGAGCAAUUGCGGACUGGCCACAAUUCUACCGCAAAGCCCUUAGACAUCUGCGUCCUGGAGGAUGUUUCGAUCAACUCGAGAUGUCCAUACAAUUCCGAUCAGACGACGAGACAUUAACGGAGGACCAUGUGUUAUCAAUCUGGUCGAAGACGUUCAUCGAGGCCGGUGAGAAACUAGGGAAGACUUUCCGCAUUGCCGAGCUAGCGGCUGGCUAUAUGCGAGAUGCAGGCUUUCAGAAUGUUGUUGAGCACCGGUACAAGUUGCCGGUGGGUCCGUGGAGCAGAGACAAAAAGCUGAAGAGUCUCGGGAUAUGGAAUCUAGUUCAUUGCGAGCAUGGCAUUGAGGGCUGGGCUAUGGCGUUGCUUACGCGGGUAAUGAAGUGGACCUUCGCGGAAGUGCAGGUUUUCUUGGCUCAAAUGCGCAAAGGCCUGCGGGAUCCAAAUAUUCAUGCUUACUUUGAAGUCGUCGCAGUUUAUGGCCAGAAGCCUAUACACACCGUUUAGCUCCGAGAUCUGGUGGAUGUGAUAUCUACCGUGCGUUUCAGAGCGGCACCAUAAUCGAAAUUUCAACUUACCAGACAUGUAGUAAAGGUUGAGGGGGUAUCCCCAGAGUCCUGGAGCAUAGAUUGCAGUUUCGACUUUCUAUGUUGAGGUAAAAGAGUGCACCUACUUAACCGCACGUACUUGGAGUAAAUCACCAUCAUAUACAUCAUCAAACUUUUCUGUGUCGUCUCUGAGGCCAAUUCAGAUGUGGUCUGAUAUCUGUACAGCUGCUGGACACACGAAAGGGAAAGUGCUGGGGACAUUGGGGUACCGUCGAACUUUUAGUUCUAGAAAGAUGAACGGUAGCAUUGUCAUAAGCACAUACUACAAGAAGCGUCCGUUAUUGAUGAGGCUCUCUACUUAGAAGAGUCACUCUGGAACAACCGAAGACAGCU
Aspergillus brunneoviolaceus CBS 621.78 is the source of this 1609-nucleotide messenger RNA. Its product is annotated as class I SAM-dependent methyltransferase. Bases 81 to 1175 code for a protein of 364 amino acids. The transcript is spliced from 10 exons. The record is from RefSeq and is a predicted model, not a curated record. Lineage: Eukaryota; Fungi; Ascomycota; Eurotiomycetes; Eurotiales; Aspergillaceae. Gene Ontology annotation, molecular function: methyltransferase activity.